AUGGGGUGCCGGGGCCCGUGGCCGCUCUGGAGCUGGGUGCUGUGGGGGUUCUGGGUGCUGCCAGGUAAGUGCCAGGGUCUCUCGCACUGCUGCCGGGCUGACCAGGCGGCUGAUACCGUGUGGGUGAUGGGCUGCGAGCGACCCUCCGGCGGCUACAAGGCUUCCCGAGUGCCCGGCCGGGGUUUGUCCUCUCCCUGUCCGCGGGUGCCAGAGCUUUGUCACGGUCCCCAGCUGCAGCAGGGGAAGGUGGCGGGAAUUGUGGAUCAAAUGGAGAGAUUGACCCUGGGGGAAGGUCCCUGUCCUGUUCUUGGUGUUGGUCCUCCCGCAGAAGGGAGGAGGGCGGGGGGUGAUGGUGACUCCGGGCUGGCUUUUUCCUCAUCCUGCCCUCACCUGCCUUCUGCACAAGCCGGAGAGAUGAAGGGGCAACCCCUUGUCCCCACGCUGGACCCAUCCGAGUCGGGCAGCAUCUCCCAUGUGGCCGACAGCACCAGCGCCGAGGUGCCUUCAGAGCUGGCCGUGUGCCCGGAGCUCCCCAGCGCCGCACGGUCGGAGCUCCCCACUCCCCCCGGCCCGCCCGCCGCCCCCGCGGGCAGCCCGAGCUCAGGCAUCCUGGUGCCGCAGGAAACAGAGAGAGGGCUGGUCCCAGCUGGAAGUAGUGGUGAGGAGGGGCCUCCCAGCCCUGCAGCUCUCCCUGGGGGUCCAGCAAUGCAAGACAGCCCCCAGGCAGGGUCAGGGGCUGGGCUCGCCUCUGCAGGUGCUGCCGGCCACCCAACCAGCGUCCCUCCAGCUCCCACCACCACUUGGCACAUGCAGCCUCUGUCCUUCAAGCCAAAGGGGCACACAGUGGGUCUUGCCCUGGGUGCUGUCACCGUGGAGCAGAUGCCAGUGACAGCAUGGACCGCAGAGCCAUUGCUCCCCCAGGAUGAGCACAGCACAUCGACAUCAUCCCCCAGCAUAAGCAGGAGCUCUGCUGAGCCAUGUAGUACUGCCAUGCUCCUGUCCCAGGAGGUCAUGCUGGGGCUGGAUGAGGCCACCUCACCUUUGGCCACAGCUGCCAGCAUCUCUCAGGACAGGGGCAGCGUCAUGGAGAUGACACCAGCCUCAGCCAGUCCCCCUGACACAGCUGCAGAAGGAGCCUUGUCUUCUACCACCACUGGCACCAGCAAGGCUGCAGAGCCAGGGACAAGUACCUUACCCAACGCUGACCACAGUGCCUCACAGGACCCUCCUGGGCCUCCCAGUGACCCCCAGGCCAAUGGCAGCACCACAGGGCGAGCAAUGGGGUUCUUGGAGGUGAGCACGGAGGAGAACGCAGGUGCCAGUGCAGCAGAGCCAGCUCCCAGCCACACGAUUGUCACUGCCAGGCCAUCACUAGAGCCGCCUGCCACUGAGAACAAGCCCACCACUGGAAUCACCUCGCUGGCUGCUGGCCACACAAAUGUGUGGGAGGUUACAGCUGCAUCCCGAACAGGUGCCACAGGCACCACUGCCCAUGUGGACACCACCAGCUCUGAGAGCAGCACUGAGGGUGCAGCCAACACCAGCAGUACCCGUGUCCCUGACUCCAACACCAGUGGCACAAGCAUGGCCACCAUGCCGGCCACUACACCAUCCACCAGCACAUUCCCCAGCAACGCUAACCUGCCAACCACCUCCACAGGCUGGGAGACCUUUGUGACCAGUGUCACCACAGCCAUGCCACCUGCCACAGCACGGGCCACCAGCAGUGCCCCAUCCCUUGCUGUAACACACAGCGAGACAGGCGGAGGCGGGCAGUCUGUCCCACCCCCAGCAGCACGGACUCCCGUGGUGGAGACAACUCUGGGACCCUGGGGCGUCCUUGGUCCCAGCACUGCUGUUGCAGUGUCUGGUUCUCCCCUCCCCAGCCUGCGCAGCCCAACAGAGGAGGCAGCAACAGCCCCCUUGUCCCUGCUUGGUGUUGGUGCAACUGGGGUGGCAGCAGCUGGACAGACUCACACCGAGUCAGCUACAGACACCACUUCUCCUGCAUCCAUCAGCUACCAUGACAUGGGACAAGCAGCGAGCACGUCACCUCCUGCCUUCCAGACAUCUCCAGGGGCACCUGCCUGGAAGGAGAAAACAGCCAUCAGCAGAGACAGCACCACAGCCACUGCUGCAGGGAACACCAUGGCCAGCACCACAGGUAGCACCACGGUCACCACGGCCACCACUGCAGGCAGCACCACUGCCACCACUGCAGGGAAUAGCACUGCCACCACUACAGACAGCACCACUGCCACCACUGCCACCACUAUAGACAGCACCGCUGCCACUGCUGCAGGGAACACCAUGGCCAGCACCACAGGCAGCACCACGGUCACCACGGCCACCACUGCAGGCAGCACCACUGCCACCACUGCAGGGAACAGCACUGCCACCACUACAGACAGCACCACUGCCACCACUGCCACCACUACAGACAGCACCACUGCCACCACUACUGGGAGCAUCACUGCCACCACUGCAGGAAACAGCACUGCCACCACUGCAGGAGGCACCACAGCUAUUGCAUCCCCAGCCCCCGUGAGCCCAGCCAAGGAGGAGGGAAAGCCAGCGACUUCACUCUACCCCUUUGGCGUGGAAGGAGGGGAUCAAGAAUACGUCCGGAGGAUGGUGGAUUUUAACUCACCCCUCUUCAAGCCAGAAAUUGGAUUUCCCUUUGGGAAGUCACUGCGAGAUGCUCUCUAUUUUACAGAUAACGGACAGAUCAUUUUUCCACCCACGGACAACUAUGUCCCGUCCAACCCCAACCCCCCUCCCCGGGGCUUCACUGGCCGGGAGAGCUUGCCAAUGGUGGCUGCCUUUUGGGGUGAUGCAGACUUUUCCAAGGGUGUUGGCACCACUUGGUACCAGGAGUACUCUACACUUAGCUCUACCCAAGACCCCGUUGUCCAAGAUGUGGAAGCAAAGAUUGAGAAAUACCUAAAAAUCCGCUAUGCAGCAAAAUGGACCUUGAAGGUGACGUGGGAGAAAGCUCCAGCAUACCCAUCCCGGAGGGAUGACACUCAGACCAGCACCUACCAGGCAGUGCUCAGCACCGACGGGAGCCGCUCCUUCGCCCUGCUGCUCUACCAGGACGGUGGGAUGCGCUGGGACUACACCAGGCUGGCUGCAGCCAACGUGCUGAUCGGCUUCUCCAGCGGCAAUGGCUAUGCCCAAAACAACGAGCUGACUCAGAAGCCACCAGCUGUCAAGUACCGACCAGACCAGCACAGCAGCAGAGGCUCCGAUGUGCGUGGGCUGUGGAUUUACAGACUGGACAGUCGCUCCCGGGUGAAUUACAGGCUGCAGUGCCUGGCGUGGCUGGACACAGAGCCAGCGCCAGCCACCUGGAACAGCCAGCUGCCACCAUGCCCCUGCUCCCGGCCCCAGGCAGAGCUGGAUCCCCGCUACCACUGGAGCAGAGGCCCAGCAGACACCUCGGUGAGGAUGCUGCGCACUGCGUCCCCCAGCCCAGCCGGAGCUGGGGUACGAUGUCUGUACCAAGGUGGGAGCUUGCUGGAAGGCUGGCAGGAGAGAGCGUGGAGCCUCCCCUUCCACGCUGCCACUGACACGGAGCUGGAAGCGUUUGACUGGUGCUGCCGGCGUGUGGGGAAGCCCCGGUUCUGUGCCAGGUUUGCUGAGAAGAGACCGAGGGUUGACUGUGAAGGAUACGUGCCACCCACCCCUGCUGGUGCCUUUGGCGACCCUCACAUCACCACCCUGGAUGGACUCACCUACACCUUCAAUGGGCUUGGGGACUUUGUCCUGCUGCUGGCCAGUGAUGCCCAGACCAGCUUCGUUUUGCACGGGCGCACAGCACAGACUGGCAUGGCCCAGGCCACCAACUUUGUGGCCUUUGCUGCCCAGUACAUCUCCAACACCACCACAACAGUUGAGUGGAUCUUGGGGAGCCAGGAUGACAUCCAAGUCCUCCUGAACAACGCAACCAUCCAGUUUUCCUAUUCCCAAGAGCUGGGUGACGAGGUCUACUACAGCCCUGGUGUCCUGCUAGUCAACGCCUCCUCUGUCACGGCCGUCUUCCAUGGGACCAUCGCUGUCUCUGUCUCAGCCACCUCCGGGAUCCUCAGUGUGGUCUGCAGCCUGCCCGACUGGUACCGCAACAGCACCAGGGGCCUCCUGGGUGUGUGGGACCAUGACCCUGCAGAUGACUUCCAGAUGCCAAAUGGUACCAGCAUCCCUGUGAACAGCAGUGAGGAGGAGAUCUACAGCUAUGGGAUGACCUGGGCUGUUGGGGAGCACAGCCUGUUCACUCAGCCUCUGGACUCACCAGCACUGAGCUUCACACCCUUCUUCUUGUCUCGGCUGCGGCAGGAGAAUGAAAGCCAGUACCAGCUGGUGGCCUCUCAGUGUCAUGGCAGCAAGGAGUGCAUCUAUGAUUCACUGAGCACAGGGAACUUGGCCCUGGGCCUGGCCACCCAGAGCUUUGCAGCUGACUUCCAGCAGAGGAAGACAGCACUCAAUGCCUUCCCUCCUGUCAUCACCGGUGACACAUCAAUCACAGCCUUCAGGACAGAGAAGGUCACAAGGCAGUACCGUGCCUUGGGGGCAGGUGCACGCUUCAUGCCCCAUCUCUCACGGGAGCUCAACAUAUCGGAGAAUGGGACCCUCAUAUGGGAGCCCCGUGGGAUAGCCCCAUUCACCAUCAGCCUGGAGGCUGUUGGCUCCAACAACAUCUCUGCACUUCUCCAGCUCCGCUUCACCCUUUGCAGAUGCAGCAGGAGCCAGGACUGUGACUACAGCAACACUGUCACUCUCAGGGAGUCUUCCCUGCAGCUGGCAGCCUGCAGAUGCGAGAGCGGCUACUCAGGUGCCUUCUGCCAGGACCCUCCGGACCCCUGCUCCCAGGGAUGCUUCCCUGGUGUGGGAUGUGACCCUUUCAGUGGCUGUGGCCCCUGCCCAGCUGGCCUGACGGGGGAUGGAGAGCAUUGCUCAGAUAUCGAUGAGUGCACGCAGGGGACGGAGUGCCCGGGGAACAGCACCUGCACCAACACUGUGGGCAGCUACCUCUGCUCCUGCCUGGCCAGCGAGCAGGGUGAGAGGCCAGACUGUGGCUCAGCCUGUGGCUACCACUCCUGCCCUGAGGGUUACUGCAGCAACGGGGGACGCUGCCACCUUCACCCCAUCACUUGUGCCCCCACCUGCACCUGCCCCCCGGCUUUCACCGACCAGCGCUGCCUGGUGGCAGGGGGGGAUUUUCAGCCACUGCCCAGCUCAGGUCUCCCUCGGAGAAGCAUCCAGAUGAGGAUCAAGACACUGCAAAACGCCACUGCUGAGGAAGUCAACAGCACUGUCUCAGCCAUCCUGAACUCCCUGGAGGUAAAGGCUUUCCAGAGCAACACCAACAUCACCCAGAUGACAGACAGCGAUGGCUUCACCUUCGUGGUGGUGUCCGAAUUUGCCUAUGACAGCCGCGGGACCGUCAUCCGCUUCCUGAACGAGGAGCUGCCCGCGGCCAUCACCGGCGCCUUCAACGGGCGGCGGGGGCAGCGGGAGGCGGGCACGGGGCUGCUCUUCCAGCGCCUGCACCAGGACAACAUCACCGACCUGGUGAAGCUGACAGUGGAUGAGCUGAGGAACUAUUUCCCCUGCUCGCUGUAUGGCUACAAAGGCUACCAGCUCCACUACAUGGGGACAAUCGGCUUCGUCUGCAUCUCCCCCUGCAAGAUGGGCUACUGCCAGCACGGUGGCCAGUGCCAGCACCUGCCCGAGGGGCCCACGUGCAGCUGCCUGCCCUUCUCCAUCUACUCUCCAGCUGGCCUCCAGUGUGAGUGGCUGGCCAUCAGCCUGGCUGCCUUCCUCGGCAUCCUGCUGGGAGCCCUGGCUCUGCUCUGCCUCCUGUUUGCCCUCGGCUGCCUGGCCCUGCGCCUCUGCCGCCAGCACCGCCGCCGGCACCAGGGGGCCAAGGAGACCUUGUGGAGGACACGGCCCUUCUCCUCUUUAAUGAUGGCAGGAGAACAAGCAGAGCCCACGGGCUCCCACUCCCUGGAAAGGCAUUGGAAACUGCAGCUCCAGGCCAUUGACCCCUCACUCCAGGUCUGUCCUUGGGUUACUGCUUCCAUGGAGUGUUGGGAGCUUUGUCUGGGCUCUGAAUCCUGGCCCUGUGCCACAAAGGAGCUCAGGAGCUGUGCCUCAUCCUGAAGCAUGACCGAUGCUUUGGCCGGCACUGGGAUCUGUGCCACCGUGACAAAGCACAGAGCCAACGCCACACUGCCAGCAUGGCCUGUUCCUCCUUUACAGAUAAGAAUCCAGAGACCCCAUGUUAUGCCUCCAAGCCAGUCCCCCCAGCAGCCCUAACCUGCCACCAGUCCUUUUGUGGCACCUCCAGGCCCACAGAGGAGCCAGACACUGCUGCCAGCUCUGCCGCUUGCUCUCCAGGUGUCCAGCAGCAGCAACACAUGGAAGCAGGGACAGGCAGCUGCCUUCUGGGUUCUGGGAGGAUUCAUUCUGGAGGAGCUGCUUUUUUGAAUGUGUGUUUAUGUUGGGUGACCAUAGCAGGAGGAUUUCACCUUCUCUGAGGACCUGCAGAGAUGCCUGGGAUCAUCCUUGAAUGUGUCUGCACCAGGGGUAUGUGCUAGUGCAGUAACCAGACCCUGCAGAUCCCCUGGGAGCAGGGUCAGGUGGGGCAAUGCAGUGAUUGUAAUCCCUUAGGAAUCAA
This is a messenger RNA of Onychostruthus taczanowskii (white-rumped snowfinch), 6679 nucleotides long. RefSeq names its product mucin 4, cell surface associated (gene MUC4). Bases 1 to 6162 code for a protein of 2053 amino acids. Gene Ontology annotation, molecular function: calcium ion binding. The transcript has 28 exons. The record is from RefSeq and is a predicted model, not a curated record. Gene Ontology annotation, biological process: cell-matrix adhesion. NCBI's taxonomy places the organism in Eukaryota, Metazoa, Chordata, Aves, Passeriformes, Passeridae.